AUGUCCUUACUUGAAGGGUUUUCGUAUGUAGCGUUAACGGCAUCAACUACAGAAAAAUUUGAUCAGUGUGUCGAAUUUUAUAACUCCUUGGGCUUUCAGACGAUUUCACAGGGAGUUGUUCCCAAGCAAGACAGCUGGCAGAAAGAAUGCUAUCUUCAUUUGUUCGAGGAACGACUUGCCAACGGUAACACUUUGAAAAUUUCAUUGUCGCCCGAUGCAGGAGAAAAGUUGCCUCACGAAGGAAAUGAAUUGUGGCCAGAAUACGCGUCCUUUGCCGUAGUUUCUAAAAAUCUUUCGGGAGUGGAAUCGACCUUAAAUUCCCGUAACAUUCACUUUCGAAAGUAUGCCUAUACUGAAGACGGCUUCUUAACAACCCUUCCAUAUGAGUCAAUUCACACGGAAAUCUGCGUGUGCGACCCGUUGAAUAAUCUUAUUGUGUUUACCAAUAAGCCGAUUCCUUUUAGUAAAAAUGUGUAUCCUGUUACCCCGGAAGGAUUGAAACCUGUCCCCGCAAAAGAAGUUAUUCCAUUGAAGUCUAAAGGAAAAAGAAUAGGCAUUCUGACAAGCGGUGGUGACGCACCUGGAAUGAAUGCAGUAGUUAGAUCGGUAGUGAGAGUAGCUAUUUCAAGAGGAUGCGAAGCAUAUGCCAUCUAUGAUGGAUAUGAAGGACUGGUGCGAGGUGGAGGAAAGAUUAAAAAAUUUGGGUGGGCCGAUGUCAGGGGAUAUCUUCCUAUAGGUGGCACGCGUAUUGGGACGGCUCGUUGUAAAGAAUUUCGCGAACGCAGUGGGAGAUUAGCCGCAGCGUAUAAUUUGGUGAAAAAUGGGAUAGAUGCCUUGAUCGUUUGCGGUGGCGACGGUUCAUUGACUGGAGCUGAUAUCUUGCGGAAAGAAUGGCCCGGUUUAAUAGAGGAAUUGGUUGAAGAUGGAAAGCUGACCGCAGAGGAAUCUUCCCCGUACAUGAAUUUGACCAUUGUCGGACUCGUGGGAUCAAUUGAUAAUGACAUGCCCUCAACGGAUAUCACGAUAGGCGCCGUGACGUCACUGCAUAGAAUUUGUGAGUCAGUUGAUAGUAUUUCUUCCACGGCUAUAAGUCAUUCCCGCGCAUUUGUAAUUGAAGUAAUGGGUCGACGCUGCGGCUGGUUGGCACUAAUGGCAGCCAUUAGUACUGGUGCCGAUUUCGUUUUUAUUCCCGAGCGUCCUCCUCCUGAAAAUUGGGAGGAUGAAAUGUGUAAAAUAGUUAAAAGACAUCGCGAUCUCGGAAAGCGUAAGACCAUAGUUAUUGUAGCCGAGGGCGCAAUUGAUCUAAAUCUUAAGCCCAUAAAAUCCGAUCACAUCAAAGAACUCUUGGUUCGUAUCGAGAUCGAUACGAGAGUUACAACAUUAGGGCAUACCCAACGAGGAGGUAGUCCUUGCGCGUACGAUCGAAAUCUCGCAACUAUCCAAGGCGUUGAGGCCGUAAAUGCGGUGCUCGAGGCAAAACCGGAUACACCAUCUCCAAUGAUUGGUGUGCGCGAAAAUAAAAUAACAUGCGAAUCAUUGAUAAAUGCUGUUGAACUGACUCAUCAAGUGAAAGAAGCAAUCGACAAGCAAAACUUUAGACGCGCUAUGGAGUUGCGCGAUCCUGAGUUUGCUGAUAAUUAUGAAGCAUAUCGAGCCACAACCCUUGUGGAUAGUAAAGAAAUGUUGGUACCGGAGCAUCAGCGACUUCGUAUAGGAAUAAUGCACAUCGGAGCUCCAGCCGCCGGAAUGAAUCAAGCGACACGUGCAGCAGUUCGUUUUGCACUUAAUCGUGGUCACACACCCAUUGCCAUUUACAAUGGAUUCAAAGGACUCCUGCAAGAAAAUGUUUGCGAGCUUUCAUGGUUUGAUGUUCAUGAAUGGACAUCUAAAGGUGGAUCGGAGUUGGGUACAAAUAGAACUGAACCGGAUUAUGAUAUUGGCAUGGUUGCAUAUCAAUUUCAGAAGCAAGGAUUUGAUGCUUUACUUAUUAUUGGUGGAUUUGAGGCAUAUGAUUCAUUAAGAGUAUUACAUGAAGCUCGAGAACAUUAUCCCGCUUUCCGUAUACCAAUGGUCUGUAUUCCGGCCACCAUUUCAAAUAAUGUCCCGGGUACAGACUUUUCAUUGGGAAGCGAUACAAGUCUGAAUGCUAUAGUCGACAGCUGUGAUGCCAUUAAACAAUCCGCAUCCGCAUCUAGAAGAAGAGUGUUUGUUGUUGAAGUUCAUGGUGGUCAUUGUGGUUAUUUGGCUGUUCUAUCUGGACUUGCGGUUGGUGCGACUAGUACUUAUAUACCGGAAGAGGGUAUAUCACUCAAGACACUUCAAGCUGACGUGAACCAUUUAAGACGCAGAUACGGAGACGACAAGAAGUUUACCAGCUCGGGACGUUUGAUUCUACGGAAUGAAUGUGUUUCGGAGACUUACACGACAGACGUCAUCGCGAACAUAAUUGAAACUGAGGGCAAGGGACUUUUUGAUUCGCGAACUAGUGUAUUAGGGCACAUUCAGCAAGGAGGUGCCGCUUCCCCAUUAGAUCGUAUACGAGCCAUUCGUUUAGCCGUGAAUCCGGAAUCAGCAUCGGUUAUUGGAAUUAUAGGGGCAACGGUCGUUUUUAGUUCUGUCGUCGAUUUGGCAAAAGAGACCGAUAAGAAGAAGCGUAAAAGUAAAAGGGCUUGGUGGAUUCAUUUGAAAGGCCUUGUCGAUCUAUUGUCAAAAUGGGGAUAUUCGGAACAAGAAGUUGAGACAGAUGACCUGUACGAGGCGAUAAAUAAGGAC
This is a messenger RNA of Acaulospora colombiana, 2772 nucleotides long. The record is from the annotation of a GenBank genome assembly. Lineage: Eukaryota; Fungi; Glomeromycota; Glomeromycetes; Diversisporales; Acaulosporaceae.